CAUAGCACGCUCCUCAACCAACCCACCAUGCAGAUUUUCAGAACCAUUGCAGAAGUGCGCGAAUGGCGCCGCCAGUGUGUGCUAAACAACGAAACCGUCGGCUUUGUCGCGACCAUGGGUGCGCUCCACGCGGGCCAUUUGUCGCUUGUGACCGCCUCUUUGGCCGCCAACGACCGCACAAUCGUGUCUAUCUUUGUGAACCCAUCGCAGUUCGCCCCACACGAGGAUUUGGACGCAUAUCCCCGCAAUAUUGACGAUGACAUCGGCUUACUCGGCACUUUGGACGGCACGGUGGACUGCGUGUUUGCGCCAAAGGUUUCGGAGAUGUACCCGUCUGGGAUUACUCUCGAGGUUUCCCAGCAAAAAGGCGCGUUCGUGUCGGUUUUAGGCUUGAGUGAACCGCUAGAAGGCGUCACCAGACCUCAUUUCUUCCGCGGCGUGGCCACAGUUGUCACCAAGUUGUUCAACAUUGUCACCCCUACGCGCGCCUACUUUGGCCAAAAGGAUAUCCAGCAGACUAUCGUAAUUAAGCGCAUGGUGAAGGAUUUGUUGUUGCCUGUGGAAGUAGUGGUAGCUCCUACCGUCAGAGGGUCCUCCGGACUCGCUUUGUCCUCUCGCAAUGAAUAUUUGUCUGACAAAACUAGAGACCUUUCCGCCGUCAUCUAUAACGCCUUGAGUGUUGUUAAGACAGAAUAUGAGACGGGUGUUACUGAAGCUGAGCCGUUGUUGGCAGCGUUUAAGGAUACUAUUCUUCCAUACCUCGACGGAACCGCUGCAUCGUUCGAGAUAGAAUAUGUUUCGUUGAACGAUCCUGAAACAUUGGAAGCUUUGACUAAGAUCGAUCCAAAGGUUGGCGCCGUUUUUUCUACGGCUGUGAAGGUCCCAAAGGCCGACGGAAGUGCGGCCCGCUUGAUCGACAAUCUUGUAUUUGAACCCAAGGAUUGAAGCUAGAAAAUGUCCAGUUAUGCCAAAUUAGAGGCAAUAUCGGACCAACCG
Molecule: messenger RNA, 996 nt
Organism: Babjeviella inositovora NRRL Y-12698
Lineage: Eukaryota; Fungi; Ascomycota; Pichiomycetes; Serinales
Gene: PAN6
Product: pantoate--beta-alanine ligase
Exons: 1
Coding region: 28-945 (305 amino acids)
Biological process (GO): pantothenate biosynthetic process
Molecular function (GO): pantoate-beta-alanine ligase activity
Source: RefSeq, a predicted model, not a curated record